This is a messenger RNA of Bacillus rossius redtenbacheri, 8345 nucleotides long. It is a transcript of the gene Prosap, whose product is annotated as SH3 and multiple ankyrin repeat domains protein 1. The transcript has 20 exons. Gene Ontology annotation, cellular component: postsynaptic membrane; postsynaptic density; dendritic spine. Gene Ontology annotation, molecular function: ionotropic glutamate receptor binding; synaptic receptor adaptor activity. Lineage: Eukaryota; Metazoa; Arthropoda; Insecta; Phasmatodea; Bacillidae. Bases 443 to 4345 code for a protein of 1300 amino acids. The record is from RefSeq and is a predicted model, not a curated record.
UGUCUGGCCAGUUCUUCUGUGAGCGUGGUGCCGUGAGGAGGUUAUCGUUGGACGCGGGUCGAUUUUGUUUCUUUCCGUGACUUGGUUUGUGUUAAGAGAAUUAAAAAAAAAACUGUAUUUCGUCCAAAUGCGUUAGCGUGUGCCGUGCAGUUUUUUUUUUGUGGCAGGGGAAGAAACUUGGAUAUGCACAGUGGGAAGCGAGCGUUUUGAGCUGUGCACGCACUUAUUCAGUUGUUCUGCGGAAAUCAAGGCGGAAGUUACGUGUUGGGAAAAAAAAUGUGAGGUUGACGGCGGCGGAGUCGUGUAAUGCAACCAGUACACAGCUUUGAGUAAGCUGGCUUGGCGGCACUGAUCAGGUCUUUGCUAAUCCCCAAACAACCACGGAUGCUGUUUUUAGGAUGUGAAGCCCGGCGGCGUGGCAGGGGCCGGCAGUAGCGACGCCAUGGAGGCGGAGCAGCACCACGGCGGCGGCGGCGGCGGCGGCGGCGGGGGCGGCGCGGACGAGGGCUACCUGCUGGUGCGCGUGCACGUGCCCGAGCUGAACGUGCAGAAGUGCCUGCAGUUCCCGCGCGACCAGCUCGUCUGGGACGUGAAGCAGCAGUGCCUCGCGGCGCUCCCCAAGGAGCUGAAGGAGAGCUUCAACUACGGCCUCUUCUGCCCUCCGGUGAACGGCAAGGCGGGCAAGUUCCUGGACGAGGAGAGGCGGCUCAGGGACUACCCGUUCAACGGUCCCGUCGGCUACCUGGAGCUCAAGUACAAGCGGAGGGUGUACAAGAUGCUGAACCUGGACGAGAAGCAGCUGAAGGCGCUGCACACGCGCACCAACCUGCGUCGCCUGCUGGACUACGUCACCAACGGCCAGGUCGAGAAGAUCACCAAGAUGUGCUCCAAGGGGCUGGACCCCAACUUCCACUGCCCGGAGACCGGAGAAACCCCUCUGACGCUGGCGACGGGCAUCAAGAAGCCGGGCAAGGUGCUGAUCGCGCUGGUGAACGGCGGCGCGCUGCUCGACUACCGCACCAAGGACGGCGCGACGGCCGUGCACCGCGCCGUCGAGCACGACAGCCUGGAGGCGGUGACGACCCUGCUGGAGCUGGGCGCGUCGCCCAACUACAAGGACGCGCGCGGCCUCACGCCGCUGUACCUGGCCGUCGCCAACCGCACCGACCCGCUCAUCUGCGAGGGGCUGCUCCACGACCGAGCCGUCAUCGGCGCGCAGGACCUGCAGGGCUGGCAGGAGGUCCACCAGGCGUGCCGCAACGGGCUGGUCCAGCACUUGGAGCACUUGCUGUUCUACGGCGCGGACAUGAAUGCGCGCAACGCGUCGGGCAACACGCCCUUGCACGUGUGCGCCGUGAACAGCCAGGAGUCAUGCGCGCGCAUGCUGCUGUUCCGCGGAGCCCAGCGGGACGCCCUCAACUACGCCAACCAGACCCCGUACCAGAUGGCCGUCAUCGCGGGCAACCUGGAGCUGGCGGACGUCAUCCAGAGCCACCGGCCCGAGGACGUCGUCCCGUUCCGGGAGCCCCCCCGGUACAACCCCAGGCGCCGGCCUCUUACGGGAGGGGGGCACCACCCCUCUCGACAUCCCCACCUGGAGUUGCCCCCCUCCCCCUCCCCAUCCAACCGCUCGCUGCCCCCAUUCAGCUCGGCGUCGUCCAGUCUGAGCGAAACUAGCAGUGGGUCGGCCCGGCAGGGCGGUGAGGACAGUGCGAGCUACGUCACAGACAAGUCCCUCGGCGACGCCAGCGACAUAAUCAGCGACAGCUCCGGGGUGGGCACGGCCAACAGCGACUCAACGACGCACAGCGGCGUCGUGACGCUCUCCGGGACGGUGGUCGUGUGCGUGGAGAACUACAGCUCGGGCCAACCGGGCCACCUGCGCAUCUCCCAAGGGGACAUCCUCGAAGUGACCGGCACGACGGACUGCGGCCUGCUGGAGGGCUCGCUGCGAGGCCGGGGCUCCGGGCUGUUCCCCCCGCACUGCGUGCAGGAGGUGCGACUGCGUCCCGGCGCGGCGCCCCUGGUGCCGCCGCCGCCCCUCGUCGCCUCGCAGAGGCCCGGCCGGGUGCAGGGCCGGCGCGAGUCCGUGCACAAGCACUUCGCCACCGCGCCGCGCCUCAAGAAGCAGCAAGGCUCGGAGGGUCAGAGCGAGUGGAAGGCGGCGCGCCGGCUUCCCGCCGAGCCGCGCGCCGUGGUGCUGCACCGCGCGCGCAAGGGCUUCGGGUUCGUGCUGCGCGGCGCCAAGGCCACGUCGCCCCUGAUGGAGCUGCAGCCCUCAGAGCGCUGCCCCGCGCUGCAGUACCUGGACGACGUGGACAAGGGCGGCGUGGCGGACAUGUCGGGGCUCAGGAAGGGAGACUACCUGCUCGCGAUAAACGGGGAGGACGUGUCGGCGGCAUCUCACGAGCACGUGGUGGACCUGAUCCGCCGGUCCGGGGACCUGGUGUCCAUGACGGUGGUGUCGCUGGGCUCGCUCGACGUCACCGGGGUCCCCAGCUCCAAGUCGUCGUCGCAGCUGCCCGGGGCCCCCGCCGGCCACCAGAGGCAGUACGCCACCUUGCCGCGCAAGAUGAACGCCAGCGCCACUCUCGGUCGAGCCCCAGCACCACUCCCGCCUAGAAGAGAUCCUAAGACCACCCUCAGUGUUGGGAGAGCGAGGGCGAAAUCAAUGGUAGCUGGGCUAGAGGGCGGAGGGGAGAGGGACGAGAGCGACGACGCGGAGGGCGGCGGAGGCCCGGGCCACGGCACGGCCAAGAGCAGCUCCGCCGAGUCCAUCCACCAGGGCUCGGGCACGGGCAGCAGCACGCCCGUGCAGCCGCGCACGGCGUCCAUCCGGGCACGGCCCACCUCCAGCCGCAUCACGGCCGCCGAGCUGGAGGAGCUGUUCCAGAGGCAGCAGGGGGCUCCUUCAGAGAUGGUCUCGUCUCACUUCCAAGUCACGACGCCUGGAAUUGCCUCUCAACCGUCUUCUCCAGCCAGGGCACCGCGUGUGUACGCCAGCGUAGCAGAAAUGAAGAGGAGCAAAGGAAAGGUGAACAGCCGCGUGAGGUUCGUGAACAGUGGCUCGGACCUGCACCGGGACUUCCACAGCACACCGGACCUCGCGCAGACGGGCGUGGACCUGAGCAACGGGGCUGUUGACUUCCGCGCUCACAAGGGCCACCGCAGCCAAGAGGAUGUGGCCGCGUUGAUGCUGCUGAGCGGCGGGGUGGUGGUGGGCAGGCCCCCACUCCCCCCUCCCACCCACCCGCCGCCCCCGCCGCCGACGAUGGGGCAGCUGGUGAAAGUUGACAUCUCCCGAGGCUCGGUGAAGCCACCCGGCGCAAGCAGCAGCUCUGGCUCGGAGUACGCCAACAUGGGGGCUGGGAAGAUGGAGCCUCCGGGGACGGCAAACAGCUCUCCAAACGCGCUGGAUGGGGCCCAGACGGGAGUGAUGUCGAGCUUCAAGCCCUCCAAUAGCGCCAAGCUCUACGCGUCUCCCGAGGACAUGAAGACCGUUGGCUAUCGUUCGAGGAGCCUCCCAGCCCAUUCGUCCAGACCACAGGUUCGUAAAUCUCACAGUUUGCGAUCAUCCGCCUCGUCGUUCAAGCCGACCUCGCAGCAGGCUGCGGCCGCGGACGCGACCCAAGCGCAAAGUCCUUGCGGCGCCAGCACGAACAGCAACCCGUACGCGCAGCCCAUCAGGUCGGCCGUGCGGAGCCACAGCAUGAUCGCGGGGACCCGGGAGGGCCUGAAGCCCAAGGGCAGGAAGGGCGGCGUCCCGGCGAGCGGUCCCCCGCCAAUCCCCGACCCGGACUACAGCCUCAGCGAGAGCGAGGGCGAGGCGGAGGCGGAGGCGGACGGCGCGACGCGCACGCACAACAACUCGUCGGCGGUGGAGACGAGCGGCAACAGCAACACCAGCGGAGGCAGCAGCAGCUCCGGCACCAUCCCGCACAGCUUCAGCGUGGAGGAGAUCCAGAAGGUGCGCACGAGGCUCAAGAGCUCCAAGAGCUACCCCGACGACUUCCUGGCGGCGGGCCGCGGCGAGGACGGGGACAACUCGUCGAGCGGUGUGAGCUCGGACCAGGACCUGCCCCCGGGGCCCCCGUGCGGGCUCGACGACGGCAAGGUCCGGCCGCGGCCCGCCGUGUCGCUGGCGCAGCUGCCCCCGCCCCUGGAGGGGGAGGGCGAGGGCGAGGGGGAGCUGGUGGUGCCCCCCCCUCCGGAGUUCCUCGCCGCGGAGGAGGUGCUGGCCCCUCCCCCCCAGUUCUGCGACAACAGGCUGGUCACGCGGGUCAGGAUCGUCGCUGCCACGCCCAAGCCGGGCCCCGGCACGGGGGGACGGCUGCACAGUCAGUAGGAAACUAAAAUAUCUGCACCUUUGCCUCCGUGUCUAUGCAUUAAAUAUUUUGUUCUUAGUACGUGUGCUGGAAGAAAACAUCUACUCACAGAUAGUGGACACAAUUAUUUAUAUGGUACAGCUGCUGAAAUUUCCAUGUGAAUGAAAUUACAUACAAUGAAUAAUGCCUACUUUUAUAUACUUGCAUACCAUUUGAUCAGUAAUUUUUUUGCUCGCCACAUUGUAUUUGAUUAACUGUCAAUAUUUGUUAAUGUUUUAAACUUACUUAGUUAUUGCUCAAUACCGGGGAAGGAAAAUGGCAGAGUAGUUAAUGAGGAAUUGUUUGGAAGGAAAUAAUUUUGUGGAUGUCUUCCUUUGCAGACUCGAUUAUCGUCGUCAUUAUUUACGUGGACAGUCCUCCUCGUGUCCAGCCCGUUUUCUGGUACUAUUGUUUGUGUAGCUGCAAACUACAUUGCUUUUCUAAAGCUGGACUUGAUUUACAAUCUCAGCAAGUUAGCAGGAACUAGCUGCCAGUUCCCUCCAGGGAAUAGCAGUUAGAAAGUAUUUUCCAGACAUAUUGUUUGCUUCAUUCAGGUUUUGUAUUAAGCACUCCAGCAGUCAAGAAAGGUCACUUUGCUUCAAAUCAGUACUCAUUUCACAAUGUGCUGGCUUUCAGAGAGCUCAACCAAGCUUGCUAAAUAUUUAACCUCUCUACCAAUUUCUUUUAUUUUCCCAUUUAUGGUUUUAGUUCCCUUCUAAGAUGUGUAAAGCUGAGUAAAAUAGUCAAAUAAUUACUCAGCAAACUACUGAUUCUUUGUUAAAAAAGUUCAACUGAUAAUAAUUUUUAUCAAUUAAUUUUUUGACACAAAUUUUUUUUUUUUACAUAAAUAUAAUGCAGCAGUCUCAGUUUGCAAAUCCACCAGUUAACAUUUUCAGUACAUCUUCAAUGUGGCAUGCAUAAGAAUUGAAAGUCCUAGAACUGAGGUUUCAAAAAACUUAUUUGUUCUAUAUUGGUAAAAGGCAUUAAAUGUGUCAAAUUUUUUUUUCCUUACUUUUUUGUCAUGGUUUUAUUUAUUUACUCAUUCCAGUUAUUUUUGUUUGUCAACUUUAGUAUUGUUUUUGAUGGUAAAUCUAAAUAACACAGUGUUCUUGACUUAAUCAUAUUAUAAGUUUAUAAAUUAUACAACAAAUUAUUCUUCCUCAGAGUUAAAAGUGGGUAAAAUUAUUAAAAUAUUUUGUACUUUAGCUUACAGGCAUAUGUAACCAUGCAGUCUUAUUUUCCCUUUAAAUUAACAUUAGCAAUUCACAAAUUUCUCAGUUCUUUUUUAAAGCUGAUUUGAAACCCAAGUAUUUGUAAAUAAAACAACGAAAUUUAAGAUAUGAACCCUGAUGUCCAAUAUGCACAAGUUAGAACUGAAAAAGACUGAAGACAUUGUGAGGAAAGGUGCUGAAAAAAAAAUUUAUGAAAAACACAUAUUUGCUAUUAAAAAAAACUUAAUGUAACCUUAGAUGUCUUGCAAUAGUUAAAUCUGCAUAAGAAUCUAUUCAGUACAACUUUGUAUAAACAUGUCUCUUACACAAUUAUUGAUUGUAAUUCAAACGAAGUAAAUAAAUGUAUAAGAUGACUUGAACUGUAGAAGAAUAAUAUUUUAGAAUGAAUGCUCAAACCUGAAUUAAUAGAAUCAUUAUGACAAUUCAUACAACAUAAUUUUUUUUGUAUUAAUUGCUUUUUUGGUCACUGUAAAUACAUUUUAUUAAUAGCAAAAUAAAAAUCUACAAAUAUUCAUGGAAUUAAGAGUUACUUAUGUAAACUGUAUUGCAAAGAUUCUGUCAAAGUUUUAUUGAACUAAAUAAAUUACAUAUAUUACAAUUGGAACACAUUUUGCUAUGUGAUUCUAGGUACAUUUAUUGUGAUGAGUGAUUUUGUGCAUUGAAUCAGCAAUAUGACAUGAGAAGCACAAACUAUUAAAUUCUUUAUUUGGAGUGUUUUAUUUAUUUCAAGUAUCGUGUAGUUUGUCAUUUUUGUACGUGUGCAGAUGCACAAUCUGUUGUGUACUAAACAUACUUUGCACAAUCGGUUGCUUUUAUGUUGCAAACUGAGUUUUGUGUUAUGUAGCCUGGUCAAGACAGAAUGGCCAGGAUUCAAUCAACACAGUGUUACAAUUUACAAAUUUAUUUAUAACGAAGAAAAUUACAUUUGUAUUUGAAGAUGCUGCAGUUUAUGUACAACGCUUCUUCAAAUGUUACAUGCUCAUAGACUUGAAAUAAUGUGGAAAAUUAAUUUUAAAAAUAUAUAUGUAUAUCAGUAAACAUUCCUGCCAUUGAAUAUGUAAAAAAAAACUGUUGAGGUAAGAAUUUAGAUAGGUGCUAGUGUGUUACAGCUUUGUAAUGUGAGUGCUAGUGAGACACACAAAAAUUUUUCUCAGCUCUGUGUAUCUUAACAGUUAUGUAUAGAGAUAAUGUUUUUUUUUAUUUUCAUUUUGAUGUGAAAUGAUUGACAUUAUUGUUUACACAAAUAUUUGUUUCAAAGUAGGUGAUGAGUGGUGUUGCUAAAGAUGUUGGUAACCGAUGUGUAGGUUUUGUUAUAUAGUGUUCAGUUUACUGGAAUUGUAACAUGGAUUUGAAUGUAAACUUCAGAAGCAAUUCUAUGCUCUGUUUGUUUUUCAUAGAUGGUAUUUGCAAAUUUGAUUCUUACUGUUCAUCCUGCAGCAUUUUGUCACAAUGCUAACAUGCACUCGUGAACAUUAUUUCGGCAAUACCUGAGGUGGAUGGAGCUCUAAUAUGUGAGAACUUAAUUUUUAAAUUUUGGGGUGAAGUUUAGAUGUAAACACAUGUAUUGUAUUUAUGUGGGGAGGAAUUCAUACAUUUUGAAAGGAUGGCAUAUUGCACACUAAAAUAUAUUUUUUGUAAGUGUUUGGGUGUCUUGUGUUUCAGAAAAUUAUUAUUUUUUUUUAAAUCAAUUUGUCCCAUUAUUAUUUAAAUAAUUGAGUUUCUCCUCCCCCCCCCUCCCCCCCCCCCCCCAAUAUGUCACCCUUUGCAUAUUUUUAAUGACUAAUUUAUAAACUCCAACUUGUAAGUUUAACUGCGGGCAAAAAAAAAAAAAAAGGAUAUUUGAAACUCAGUUAUUUAUUGGUUGUGCCAUAAAUUUUUAGGUUAAGAGAUAAUUGUGUAUAGAUGAUUUUCAUUUUGGUGGUAAAAUUUUAGGAAUGAAUCAGUUGAAUAGUUUAAAGUUUGGUUGAAUACGGGUAUAAUUUGCAAGUUUCUGCGAACGUUUAAUGGAGAUCACUGAAAUUGCAUGUAAUGUAAAUUAUGAAUUGUAAUUGAAUUUAAAAAAAAAAAAGGCUUAUGAUGUAAUUACAAACAGGAAGCAAUCAUAAUGCUUCUUUUGAUACACAUAAAUUUUGUACUUUGUAAGUAAAACUUCCUCAAGAAAAGUAAAUAAGGGUUAAUACGUUGAAAUUGUUUUGAACUGGUACUUUUGCCUUGCUUGUCCUUAGUUUGACUAGGGCUUUGUAUGCUGUUUCUUGUAAGCUCAGGAAUUACUGGUAAAGUUAUUUGAAAUCAUUGUUUUCGUUAUGAUAUAUAAGUGUUCUUCAAGUUCUUGUCUUGUUUAAGAUGCAUCUUUUUAAAUAUUUAAUAUAUAUUGAAGUUGACAGUAUGAGUGUCCAGCAUCAAAUUUGUGCAAUAUUUGUAAAAUAUUAGUGGGUUUAGUCAACAUUACUGCUUAAUCCUGUAAGCAUAUUGAUUUAAAAUGUAAAUAUCAAGUACUAUGUUCUUUAGUCUUUUGAGUGGAUAAAAAAAAUUGCCCGUGCUUUGUUUGCCUUCAGGUGGCAGCAAUAAAUAUCCACUAUGGCUGCAGUGUAAAUAAUUUGUAUAUUUAAGGAUAGUUAUAAUGCCAUUAUUAUAAAUGUCAUCUGUAGAUACUCGCAAGUUCUUGUGUUAGGGCACAUUCAACACCACCUUUGUUUUGUACAAAUUAUAAUGUUUUAAGGUCUGCCAAUAAAACAAAACUAAAAAUAAA